GUAACCAUGUAAUCAAAGAUGGCGGCACUUGAUCGUCUGAACAUUCUGCAACAAGAUCAUCCAUAAAAGCGCAGUUUUCUGACGCAGGCCGAAAUUUCAGAAUGUAUUGGUGAGAGCGUCCGCCCGAAUAUGUUGAGUAUUCCUGACUGGGUGAGAGGGCGGACGGCAGACACGCCAAAGUCGCUGCUGUCCCGCUCGCGCUUUGAUCGAUUACGAGAAAACGAUGCCAUACGCACAGCAGAAGAACGAGGCUACCUCCUGUCUCCAAGUAAAUCAUUCGUGUUGGAGCAGUGCCUCGGAAAGUCACAGUCCCAGAGCAGAGAAGAUCGCCAGAAGAUCUAUGAUAUCCAGAUCGUGCGCAUGACGCAGGCACAUCUGCGGAACAUCGGGUACAUCCAGUCCUGCACACGACUGCAGGUCUGCAUCCUCAGUAACAACUACAUCACACGGUUCGACGCCCUGGCUGCCUGCACCAUGCUCGUCAAGCUAGACCUCCAUAGCAACCAGGUGUCGGUGCUGCCGUCUGCCCAGUUCUGGGAGGGGAUGGAGCGACUAAAAGUCCUGUUCCUCCACGACAACCCCAUCGGGCGGCUGGACUGUCUGCACAACCUGGGCAGCUGUCCCAGCCUGGUGGUCCUCACCAUGUACGACACUCCCCUCAGCCUCCGAGCCAGCUACAGACAUCAUGUUGUCAACACCAUCUGGUCACUCAAGGUGCUAGAUAACUACCUCAUCUCUGAUGAAGAGAUUAUUGAGGAUUCUAACUUCGGUGGCAGGUUCUGUACCUUACACCCCUCGCUGUUCAUCAACGUGGGCCCGAACACGCGGCGAGACGCGACCUUGGAGGAGGAGCUGGAGGACGUGAAUGACCUUCUGCAGGCAAUCAACGUGCUGCUGGCGCACUGUUCUCCCGUCCUGGUCAUCCAGCGCUGGGUCAGGGGUCACCUGGGGAGGCAGACGGUCGCCAGGAUGAGAGGACAGCAGCGGAGGCCUACCCCUAAGAAGCCCGAGGCCCAGAAAGAGGCGACACCGCCGCCCCCUACGUCCCCGAUCCCGCAGACGGCCCGCUCCACCACCUCCAACGUGGGUCUGGACUACGACACGUACAUGCAGAACCGGCGCCCCGGCUCCCGCCCGCAGUCACCCAGCGUCGUGUCUGAGAAACAGGCAGUCAUGGAGGGGAAGGUGGACGACAUGAUGAGACUGUCUGCUAUGGACAGAGAAGAGUUCUCUCCACAGAAAGCUCUGCCUCCCCCGGUUCCGACCCCCAUCACGCCUGCUGCCACGCCCACCGGUGACGGUUCCUUCCCUCGCCGCAACCUGCACAUCAACCUGAACAAGCUGCAGGAAGGCAUGCUGCAGACACUGGACCAAAACGAAGCCAUCACCAUCGAGAUCGUCAAGCGGCUGGAGAGCGGGCCGUCCAGUUUAGGACCACCGUCCGAGGGCCAGCGUUCGGGGAGAGACCGUCGGGCGAAGUCGGAGCAGAAGAAGCAGCGGAAGGUUUACAAGACUGUGCAGCAGCUGCUGGGGCCACAACGGGACUUGGACCAGAAGCCGAUCGUGGAGACUCCCGUGGAGGAGAGCGAGGUCCAGGUCCAGUUCCGACUGUCCGGGCUGAAACCCAUGCUACACGCGGCGGAUGCCGUGCAGGAAAUGCUGAUCGCAAAGCGGGAGGGGGCUGAGGACAUUCGGUCUGCGGAGAGGGUGCACAGGGAGUACCUGGCCAGUCAGCCACAGCCAAAACUUCCCCCCAAACAGGUGGUCACGCUGGACCAGAGACUGUUUUCAAAGGCCCAAGGAACCAUGGGUAUGACGUGUUUCAAAGCCGUGCAGCAAGCGUACAAGGACAGGAAACGGGCAGCACAGAUUGCAGAAAAGAUGGAACAGGUUAUGGCAAUAAAGGACCAAAGAGAGCAGGCAAAAAAUCGGGUCCAAGGGUUCAUGCACCAGAAAAGGAACAAUGCACUGAGGAAACGGGAAAAAGACGGUGUGGAGGUGUCUGAAGCUCUGGAAAAGCAUGAGCUCAAACAUAUCAACUACAUAGAGAAGCGAUACGAGACAAGAGGGAAGGCGUUUGAGAGGACAAAAGCACGCUUUGCAGACUUAGCCUUCAUGGCAGACUUUAGCAGUCAACACACAUCUGUCUCAAAUGCCUUGUUGCGUCACGAUCGCCAAACGCGCAAGGAAGAUGACUCCAGCGAGCGGAAGGACAAAUACCGACAAACUCGUGAGCAGUCCCAGGAGCAGAAGGAGCUUGUUCGGAGAUACCUGGAGCACAGACAGCUGAUGCGACAGGCUGAGGUCUCCACAGAACGCAGCGUCCUGGACUCGAAAAUGUUACAAGACGCCAACAACAGACUCAUGGAGGCUCGCGUUCGCGUUGCGCAGCUGAAACAGAGAACGGCGACAGUUCAGGCGUUCUACCCCCUCCCACAGACAGGAUCGCCGAGCUUUGAUGUUCCUGAGAGCAAGUCUCCCCCCCUCCCCCCGGUGGGCAGUGUCGCACGGUCGCCCGACAGCAGCAUCCGGCACCAAAUGAUGGAGGGGAGAAUGCUGACCUUGAACUCAAACUUGAACCAAAGUCAAACUGUAGCUACACAGGUGUGAUCUCUGACAAAAGGUGUUACAGUACACCAGAACAUAUGCCAAAUGCUUUUUAAUUGACUCAGGAUGUUUCUGUUGGAGAUAUGACAAUCUAACUCCAAAGAAUAUGAAGAUCUUAUCUGUAUAUACAUGUAUGUAUUGAAAUGUGUGUCAGAAUUUAAAGAGCAUUGCUGCUUUCUUGGAAAUGUUGCUGCUUUUUACUGAGGACAUUGUACAUUAAAUGGGGUGACGUGUGUGAGUUUAUUUAAUUUACGUGAUGACAGUACAGUUCUGUCACAGUGGGUGUCUUGAAUGUUUGUUUUUGCUGUUGCAUUUUUUUUAUGUUAACGGACAUUCUAAAAUGUAACAUUUAGAACUGUCACUAACAGUAGGGGUCAGGGUAUUUUACCGGAACUGGGAGAUCGUUUACACUUUAUGCUGGGUAAUUCUUUGCUUUGAUGUGUAUUUCAAUGUGUGCAUUUUGGAUGGUAAAAAAUUUGUCUUCCUUUUUUUUGAUAACCAUUAGACCUGAACACUCAGGUUAUAACAAGCCAUCAUUAUUAUGCAGUAUUCAUUUGUAGCCCCAACAUUAGGCAUGGUGUCCAUCAAAAACACAUAUCAUUGUGUAUCAUCAGAGAAUAGCCAACAGGAUAAAAUGUGGAGUUAGUUAAUAAAAAAUAACUAUAAAUGGAUUUUGACCUAAUAAUGCAUCUUGGGGGUAAUGCCAUAUCAAAGUAAACUUAUAGAUAUUUCUUACCUCAUGCACAAAUGUUGAGGAAAUCUCAAUAGAAAAUGCUGCUACAGACUGAGUCCCUGAGGCAUUGUUGACUAUCGGUAAUAAAAACAUCUGA
Messenger RNA from Branchiostoma belcheri (Belcher's lancelet), 3437 nucleotides. RefSeq lists its product as uncharacterized. NCBI's taxonomy places the organism in Eukaryota, Metazoa, Chordata, Leptocardii, Amphioxiformes, Branchiostomatidae. The coding region runs from base 130 to 2610 and encodes 826 amino acids. The record is from RefSeq and is a predicted model, not a curated record. The transcript is spliced from 8 exons. Gene Ontology annotation, molecular function: protein binding.